Messenger RNA from Rattus rattus (black rat), 354 nucleotides. RefSeq names its product gamma-aminobutyric acid receptor-associated protein-like 2. The transcript has a single exon. Bases 1 to 354 code for a protein of 117 amino acids. Gene Ontology annotation, cellular component: autophagosome membrane; cytosol; autophagosome. Gene Ontology annotation, molecular function: ubiquitin protein ligase binding. Lineage: Eukaryota; Metazoa; Chordata; Mammalia; Rodentia; Muridae. Gene Ontology annotation, biological process: autophagosome assembly; macroautophagy; cellular response to nitrogen starvation. The record is from RefSeq and is a predicted model, not a curated record.
AUGAAGUGGAUGUUUAAGGAGGACCACUCGCUAGAACACAGAUGCAUGGAAUCCAUGAAGAUCAGAGUGAAAUACCCCCACUGGAUUCUGGUGAUCAUGGAAAAGGUCUCCAGCUCUCAGAUUGUUGACAUUGACAAGAGGAAGUACUUGGUCCCAUCUGACAUGGCUGUGGCUCAGUUCAGGUGGACCAUCAGAAAAAGGAUCCAGCUUCCUUCCGAGAAGGCCAACUUCUUGUCUGUGUACAAGGCAGUCCCACAGUCCAGUCUAGCUAUGGGACAGCUUUACAAGAAAGGAAAAGAUGAAGACGGAUUCUCGUAUGUGGCCUACAGCAGAGAGAACACUUUUGGCUUCUGA